AGAAAGUUCUCUCCUACCAUCUGAGUAGGUACUCCGUAUUCUCCUCCCUUCUAUUGACCAUCUUCCUUUCUAUUAUCAGUCUUUUUUCUAUCUUUUUACAGUCCAUACGGAGUGUCCAUCUAUCUACACGGAGUAUCCAUCUAUCUAUACGGAGUCUUGCUGUUCACGAUGUAUCCAACCACUUUCGAAGGUCUGCUCACCACCUCGCACUCCGACUGGAAGACCUUCACUAGAAGAGAGUUCACUCCUAAGACUCUCACCCCCCACGAUGUUGACAUCAAAGUCACAACCUGCGGCAUCUGCAGCAGCGACAUCCACACCGCGAACGGGGGCUGGGGCGACGCUCAUCUGCCUCUUUGUCUCGGCCAUGAGAUUGUAGGGACAGUCGUGAAGAUCGGAGAUAGAGUCACCACGGUGAAGCUCGGCGACAGAGUCGGCGUGGGUGCUCAGGCGUGGGCAUGUCUCGAUUGUGAAGUCUGCACUGCCUCCAACGAACAAUACUGUGAGAAAUACGUUGAUACGUAUAAUGGCGUGUAUCCCGACGGAAGCAUCUCCCAAGGCGGCCUCGCCAGCCACGUCCGCGUCCACGAACACUUUGUCUUCUCCAUUCCAGACAGUCUUUCAUCUUCUGCGGCCGCACCGAUGCUCUGCGCCGGGUUAACCACGUACAGCGCUCUGGUCCGGAACGGCUGUGGUCCGGGAUUACGGGUUGCAGUCGUGGGGAUUGGCGGAUUAGGCCAUUUUGCGCUGCAGUGGGCGAGGGCUCUCGGGGCGGAAACAGUGGCUGCCAUCUCGCGAUCCGGGGCGAAACGAGACGACGCGAUGAAACUGGGGGCUAGUGUCUUCAUUGAUUCGGCAAGGGAGGACUGGACGGCGGAAUGGAAGCGUGGGUUCGAUUUGGUGCUCAACACGGCCAACGUGGCGCACAGGGAUACCUUCUCCGCGUACCUGGAUCUGCUGGCUGUGAACGGGACGUUUCAUACAGUCGGGCUACCGGAGACCCCGUUGCCUGCCCUCUCUGCCCAGGACAUUGUCCUGCGUGGGAUCAAGAUCGGAGGUAGCAAUCUCGGCAGCCGGGUCGAGAUGCUAGCCAUGUUGAAGCUGGCGGGGGAGAAGGGGAUCGGGGCAUGGGUCGAGGAGAUGCAGGUGAAUGAAGGAAACUGUAAAGAGGUGAUGGAGAGGAUGCAGGAGAACAGGGCACGCUAUCGAUAUGCGCUGGUGGGAUUUGAGAGUUUUUUUGCAGUCUAGAUACUACUCAAGUAUAUGUAUAGUGAAUAUACUGCUAUCUCAGUAAUCCGUGCUCUCCAACUCCGC
Penicilliopsis zonata CBS 506.65 is the source of this 1314-nucleotide messenger RNA. RefSeq lists its product as hypothetical. The transcript is spliced from 3 exons. The record is from RefSeq and is a predicted model, not a curated record. Lineage: Eukaryota; Fungi; Ascomycota; Eurotiomycetes; Eurotiales; Aspergillaceae. The coding region runs from base 169 to 1248 and encodes 359 amino acids. Gene Ontology annotation, biological process: alcohol metabolic process. Gene Ontology annotation, molecular function: zinc ion binding; alcohol dehydrogenase (NADP+) activity.